AAAGUCUCAUCGUUUAUUUCCCUCCCCGUCCGCGCUUUGCUCGCCAUUUGUAGCCCAACAGGUCCUUUUCAAAGUGCGCAUACUGCUCGUCAAGAACAGGCUUUUUUUUUUGUGCCCGCCUGUUGGUCCGGACUUUUCUCGUGACUGUUCAAUGCGCGUCGGGAGGGUUUCGCUGCUCGCCCUUGCCGCUCUUGCGGCUUUUCUACCGUUUGUUUUGGGACAAGACUGCACAACCACCGUCUCCACAGCGGCCGACUUGGACCAGGCACUGCGCGGUUUUACGACCGAUGUCGUCGUGUGCAUCCAGCCAGGAACAUACGCACUCAACAACCCUAUGAUCUAUGUCAGCAGGACUGUUCGCGGUUUGGGAGCAGGCCCUGGGGAUGUAAUCAUCACUCCAUAUUAUGCUGGCAACGGCAACGUACUUAACGUGAAUUCCAUGCAGCCUGUCACUUUGAGCAAUUUCCGACUGUCCGGCGGUGAAACUGGCCUGGUUGUGACGAAUGCCGCUAAUGUAAUCAUCUCAAACCUCAUUGUGGACUCGAACACGCAAACUUCAUCCGGACAAGCCGCUGGCAUCCACCUUGGCAGCAGCGUCACAAUCAGUAUUACGGACUCUAUCAUUUCCAGCAAUGCCGCUUAUGCAUAUGGCGGUGGCAUGAUUGUGGCUGGUGCAAGCAACGUUCAACUCACGAACGUGACUUUCGUCGGCAACUCGGGAGAUCUAAGUUCGAGUUUCUCAGAAGGGUAUGGUGGCGCGAUCGCUAUUUCCGGAAGCGACAGCACGGUAACCAUAACUGGAUGCACGUUUAUUAAUAACACGGCCGAAAAUGGAGGUGCCAUUGGCAUCACGGAGCAUAUGACCGGCGUCCAGGUGGCUAUCUCCAAGUCCACGUUCUCAGGCAAUAUUGCCGAAGACAGUGGUCACGCCUUUUUUUCUGACAGCCAGACUACUACACUUGUGAUUUAUCAGAGCACGUUUACUGGCAAUGUCGACACCGAGAAUGUUGCCAACACUACGAGCAUUUGGCUUUCUACAACUGGCUUUGCGAGAGUGUUGAUCUAUAACAUGAUAUCUUCCGGCCAGAAUUUCACAACACCGCGCAACUGGGACAUUGAUAUCGAGUCCGCGUCCGGAUUGGCUCUGUGGACUACGAGCGACGCCGCGCGCCUCACCACGCCCUCCACUUUCAAGUCUGCCGACUCGGCUCCGGGCAUUUUCUGUCCGUAUGCCACCGCUCAAGGAGCGACAACUUGGAUGAUUAGUGUCAUUGACGAGUGCACGUUUGCUUCGCGACUGUCCGUUGCCACAAUUUCGGCGUCGCGUGCUUCCGCCUCCGCCAUGUCCAAGGUGUCAUUUACAUCCGCUGUGUCGGCAUCCUCCGCCUCAGCACGAUCUGCAGUGUCGGCCGCGUCGGUGCAAUCCUCCCUCUCCAUUGUUUCUGCGAAAUCGGCAACGUCAGCCGCAACGGUUUCUGCAAAAUCGGCACUGUCUGCAGCAUCGAUGGAAUCCUCCGCUUCCAGGGCGUCGGUGAUUGCGGCAACAUCAGCCGCUUCGGUUUCUGUGCAAUCGGCAGCAUCCGUCAUUGAAGCAGCUGCCGCCUCUGCCGCCUCUGUCACAUCUGCACAGUCGGUCACAUCGGUCCAAUCCAGCGCGUCAGUGGCAUCCGUUGCUUUAGUGUCGUCUGCUUCUGCGGCGUCUGUGGCUUCUGCAGCAUCGGCAAAUUCUCUGAUCUCUGUCGACUUUGUGGUCUCUGUCGACUCUGUGGUCUCUGUCGCAUCCGUUCGAUCGAUUGGCGGUGGAUCCACCACCGCCACUCCUGCGCCAUCUGCAGUUCAAUCUUCGACUCACAUUCUCUCAUCUGCACGUGACGGAUCUUCAGCCGCCAGUGUGGCUUCGUCCUCGUCUGCUUCUUUGGCUCUCCCCCCUCAAAGCGACCAAGCUUCGUCAUCAUCCUCUGCCAUUGUCGGUGCUGUUGUUGGUAUUGUGCUGCUCGUUCUGAUCGCAGUCGUCGCGUUUGUGUUGUAUCGUCGUCACAAGCGCCGCCUGCAGCCUUUCGGCUCGCGCGUUUCCUUGCAAAAGUCUGACUCGACACUGGUGCCGAUGCAAGCGGUCGGUUUCUCCUCAAGCCAAUCCCAAUCCCAGAGCGAGGUGUACGCUUCGCCAAAUCAGGUCGAAUCCGCGUACGCGACUGUGGGCCAACGCGUGUACAGCAAUGAUCCUCCGAAGCCAAGCCCCGAGUAUGCAUACGCCACUAGCCCGGGACGCAUCUACAGUGAUAUUGUCACGGAAACAACAUCACUCAGACAAGGUCUUGUGCUUGGCGCCAAACUGGGCUCGGGCGCAUUUGGGGUUGUUCUCCGUGGCCAGUUACCAUCCAAUCUCGUGCCUAAAGAUGCCAAGUACCUGCUGGCGGACGAAAGACAGCCGCACCUGGACGUCGCAGUCAAAACCAUUCCAUCUGACGCAGAUCCUAAAUCUCGGCGCGAGUUUAUCGAAGAGGCCCGCAUGAUGGCGCGAUUCGACAAUCCCAAUGUCGUGCGCGCCAUCUGCUCCUUGCUCGAAGCAGAGCCUCUCCUGUGCGUGCUGGAACUGAUGCCGUUCGGCGAUUUGCGAGGUGUGUUGCAAAAGUCGAUCAAAGUCCAAGUGUCGUGGACGCGUGCAGAGUCGGCACACGCCCUGGCUCAAGUCGCUCGCGGGCUCGACUACCUCGAGCAAAUUCGCUUUGUUCACCGUGACAUUGCGGCGCGGAACUGCUUGGUCGGCGCGAAUCUCGCCGUCAAAAUUUCCGAUUUUGGGCUGUCGCGCGCCAUAGCCGAGGAGAGUGACUACUACCGCAUGGAGACCAAAGGUCGUCUUCCAGUGAAGUGGAUGGCUCCUGAGUGUCUAUUGUAUCGCAAGUUUACGCAUCAAAGUGAUGUCUGGGCAUUUGGUGUUCUUGCUUGGGAGGUUUACUCUUACGGCGCAUCGCCUUAUGGAAACCAAAAGGGUCCGGAGAUUCUCGCGCAGGUGGAAGGUGGCUUCCGACUGCAAAAACCUUCGGGAUGCGCCGACGUUGACUUUGAGCAAGUUUUCAAGUGCUGGAAUCGUGAGCCAUUGUCCCGCCCGUCCUUUGCCGCAUUGAGUGCGUACUUUGCGCAAGUAGCUUUGAACACGCCCGUGCGUGAUAUUGGUUUACUUGUUUCGUCAUGAAGAGCUGGGAACAAGCAACCAUGUUGCAAAGAGUGGCUUUGCCUCGCUUAAGAUUCAAAUUGAUUGGUGUUGUGUUUUCGUGAGAUUGCCCUUGCUGUGUCCGCUUGUACUUUCAAUGAAUGCAGACUCUAUAGCUUGCUG
This is a messenger RNA of Capsaspora owczarzaki ATCC 30864, 3334 nucleotides long. RefSeq lists its product as hypothetical. The transcript is spliced from 7 exons. NCBI's taxonomy places the organism in Eukaryota, Filasterea, Ministeriida, Capsasporidae. Gene Ontology annotation, molecular function: transmembrane receptor protein tyrosine kinase activity; ATP binding. Gene Ontology annotation, biological process: cell surface receptor protein tyrosine kinase signaling pathway; positive regulation of kinase activity; multicellular organism development. The record is from RefSeq and is a predicted model, not a curated record. Gene Ontology annotation, cellular component: signaling receptor complex. Bases 152 to 3193 code for a protein of 1013 amino acids.